Drosophila bipectinata is the source of this 3739-nucleotide messenger RNA. RefSeq names its product couch potato (gene cpo). Lineage: Eukaryota; Metazoa; Arthropoda; Insecta; Diptera; Drosophilidae. Gene Ontology annotation, molecular function: RNA binding. The record is from RefSeq and is a predicted model, not a curated record.
AUGUCGUUGGGUCAGAAGAUCUACAAAAUCAAGAGUUUUACGCAGAAGUUUUGCCAGAAAUUUGCGGUCAAAUUGCGCAAGGACUCGCUGCCAGGACACGCGAGAUUCGUCAAAAUAGCCAACUACCAGGACCUGUUGGGCAGCCAUCAUCAACUGCUCAUAUCCGCCACCGCCGCCGCCGCUGCAGCAGCCGCCGAACCGCAACUGCAACUGCAACACUUGUUGCCAGCAGCGACGACGACGCCAGCAGCCAUUAGCCAUCCGAUUAGCCCGAUAAGCCCGAUUAGCCCGGUUAGCAGCAAUAGCCAGAGCCACGCCCACAGCCUAAGCCAGAACAACAACCAGCAGGCGGUGUUUGAAAAAGCCAUCACCAUUUCGUCGAUUGCGAUUAAACGCAGGCCGACGCUGCCGCAGACGCCAGCAAGUGCCCCACAGGUUCUGUCGCCGUCGCCCAAGCGCCAGUGUGCCGCCGCAGUCUCUGUCCUGCCGGUGACCGUUCCGGUGCCAGUGCCCGUCUCCGUGCCGCUGCCCGUCACCGUACCCGUUACAGUCAAGGGUCACCCGCACUCGCAUCCGCACUCGAUCCAGCCCCACUCGAUCUCGCAUCCGCACCACGCUCACUCGCUGAGCUUCGCCCAUCCCACUCAGUUCGCCGCAGCGGUUGCCGCCCACCACCAGCAACAGCAGCAGCAGGCCCAGCAAGUGCAGCAGCAGCAGGUGCAGCAGCAACAAGUGGCCUACGCGGUGGCCACAGCCCCACAACUGCAGCAGCAGCAACAGCAACAGCGUCUGACACAGUUCAACCAGGCGGCAGCAGCGGCCCUGCUCAACCAGCACUUGCAACAGCAGCAGCACGCCCAGGCCCAGGCCCAAGCACAGGCUCAGGCUCAAGCCCAGCAAGCGCAACAGCAAUCUCUGGCCCACUACUACAGAUACGCAGCCCAGCAGCCACAGCAGCAGCAACAGUCGCAGCAACAUAUCCUUCUCAGCAGCGGCGCAAGCAGCAAACAAGGAAGCAACACAAGCACACCUGCAACUGCAGCACCUGUAACAGUAGCAGCAGCCACCGUUGCCGCUGUGCCGACGAGCGGCGGCAGCUUGCCGGACAGUCCCGCCCACGAAUCGCACUCGCACGAGUCCAACUCCGCGACCGCCUCCGCACCGACCACGCCCUCGCCGGCCGGCAGCGCCACUAGCUGCGCCCCCACAACAACCACCACAGCUGCAACAACAGCCGCCACCACAUCGGCAACAACCGUCAGCGACAGCAACAACAACCUGAGCAACAGCAACACCAACAGCAGCAGCAGCAACAGCAGCAGCAGCCGGGACUUAAUGGAAAACCAGAUGGCCCUAGUCCCGCUGGGACUUUCGCAGAGCAUGGACUCCGUGAACACGGCCAGCAAUGAGGAAGAGGUCCGGACACUUUUUGUCAGCGGUUUGCCGAUGGAUGCCAAGCCGCGUGAGCUGUACUUGUUAUUCAGAGCCUAUGAGGGCUACGAAGGAUCUCUUUUAAAAGUAACUAGCAAAAAUGGCAAAACUGCAUCGCCCGUUGGCUUUGUGACAUUCCAUACCAGAGCUGGAGCUGAGGCUGCCAAACAGGAUUUGCAGCAGGGUGUACGCUUCGAUCCCGAUAUGCCCCAAACAAUUCGCUUGGAAUUCGCCAAGAGUAACACGAAAGUGAGCAAACCCAAACCACAGCCCAAUACAGCGACAACAGCCUCACAUCCUGCAUUGAUGCACCCACUCACUGGACAUUUGGGUGGGCCAUUCUUUCCGGGCGGACCAGAGCUUUGGCAUCAUCCGUUAGCUUACUCGGCAGCCGCCGCCGCCGAGUUGCCCGGAGCUGCUGCCUUGCAGCAUGCCACCCUAGUGCAUCCAGCCCUGCAUCCGCAGGUGCCAGUGCGCUCCUAUCUCUGACUAAAUACAGACAAAGUAAUGGAGCAGCCAAUGCAUCAAACUCAAAUGACAAUGCCGCCACAUCAUCAGACCACUGCUACUGCUAUUCAUCCGGGAGCUGCGAUGGCUCACAUGGCUGCCGCUGCAGCAGCUGUUGCGGCCGGUGGGGGAGGAUGUGCUGCCACCGCAGCCGCCGCCCCUCAGGCCGCUGCUGCAACCGUGGCGGGUAAUGCGGCUGCUGCCGCUGCCGCAGCCGCUGCUGUCGGCUCGCACCACCACUUUCUGUCCAGCCCGGCCCUCGCCAGCCCCGCUGGAUCCACCAACAACGCCAGCCACCCGGCCAACCCACAGAUCGCAGCUAAUGCUCCCUGCUCCACGCUGUUUGUGGCCAACCUGGGACAAUUUGUGUCCGAGCACGAGCUGAAGGAAGUCUUUUCUAGUAUGCCUGGCUUUUGUCGCCUACGAAUGCACACAAAAGCCAUGGCAGCAGCAACUGGCUCAAGCUGCUCCACCAGUAACGGGAGCGGUGCAGGAGGUGCGUCGCCCCAACAUCCGGUGGCGUUCAUCGAGUUCAAGGAUCCACCGAGUGCGUCGCAGGCCAUGCAGCAAUUGCAGGGCAAAUACUUACUCAGUUCGGACCGCGGCUCCAUUCGCAUCGAGUUUGCCCGCAGCAAGAUGAUCAAUGAGGUGGCUAUGAUGAACAUGACCCACAAGCCACCACCACCACCGCCUCCAGUCGCCGCCACUUCCGUGGCGACUGCAACUGCACCGCCAACUGCAACACCUUUGUACAUCCUUAACGGGGGCGGUGGGGUAGAGCAACUGCUCGUCACUGCACCACCGUCACAGCAGCAGCUUCAGAUGCAGCAACUGCAACAGCAACUGCAACUACACCAGCACCAGCAGCAGCAACUACAACUGACAGUGGCAGCACCCUGCACCACAGCAAGCACCACCACCAACAGCACCACCACUAGCGUUGUUGUUAACUCACUACAGCACCACCAACUUCAUCAUCCAAAUCAGCACCACCAAAAUCAUCUCUUUAGAGACCAGCAACAUGAGCAGCAAGCAACAACCAAGCAGCAAUCAGCAACAACAAGAGCGGGUAUGGAAUCACGGCAUGAUUUGCUCGCUAAGAAGCUAGAGCGGGAAAUGCAGCAGCAGACGCAAGUGCACCACUCGACGCAUCAGCAACAGCCACAACAGCAGCAACAUCACCAUGCUUCGACGCAACAACAUUACCACCAUAGCCACCCAGCAGCGCACCACCACCUCCAGCAGCAGCACCAGAAUACACCACAGCAACAGCAGCAGCACCUGAGCCACCACCUGAGCCACCAUCAUCAGCACCACCAUCAGCAGCAACAGUUCUUGAUGACGCCGACAGUAACCUGACCCGGCGGCAAUGCGAGCCACCAUUAUGCGACGCCGCAUCACCACCACCUGCAGCACCACCAGCCGCACCACCAGCAGCAGCAACAGCCGCAGCCGAUGCAGCCGCACCACCACAUCUACUCGUACGUGCUGCCCGCGGUCAGUCACAUAGCGGCCUAAUAAGAUCACAUUUGGGUUUGAGUCGCAGAAAGGGCGAAACGCUCCGCAUGCAACGGAUUCAUGCGAGGAGUUAGUUAUAGAAGACAAAAAACUAAAAAAAAUACAAAAAAAAAAACAAAAAAGUAAAAAAUGAAAAAAUAAUGUUAAUUUAUACAUGUGAAAGAAAAUAACAGAUCCCGUAACCCAGUUUAGUGAAAUUUUUCGACAGGCAACAACAAAAGAUUGUAGUAGAAACCAAAAAUAAGACAAUGGGAAAAACUUGUAGUAAAAUAUACAAUUCACG